This is a messenger RNA of Diatraea saccharalis (sugarcane borer), 4484 nucleotides long. The record is from the annotation of a GenBank genome assembly. Lineage: Eukaryota; Metazoa; Arthropoda; Insecta; Lepidoptera; Crambidae.
GGGCAAAUAUAUUUAAUCUGGCAGUACUCAAACGUCAUAAUGUCGUUUUCUUCGAUAUAAAUGCCGUUGUAUUGGUACACAUUUGAAAUUUAUUGAGGAUUAAAUGUUUGUUAAUUUUUGCUUCGAUAAAUUUUAAUUAGAAAUGUGAAAAUCAAGUGAAAUAUUUUUAUAAUGGAUGAAUUGCACUCGGACAACGACAUUUCACUUUCGCCGACGCAAAUAUUAGAGCGUUUGCAAAUAUUACGACAACUACAACUCAUGCAACGAGGUAAACUUCAAAAACAACGUUUGGAGUAUCAGGAACCUAAUUCCUCGAGCAUCACAGAGAUUAUUAGUCAUUUCAGCAAUAGCACCACAUAUAAUAGUUUCCGCAGUUUGUUAGAAGCAACUGAAGGUUCUUCUAACGAUGCGACACCUCGAUUAAAUGUGAAAAGUGCAUCACCAAAGCUUAAAACAAAAGAUUUGAUAGAAGGUGUAUCGAUUUUGAAUUUGUCUCAAGAAUCUGAAUUUAUCACAAACUCUCCAACAUCAGCUCGAAGUACAGUCCUCAGCCGAAAUUCACUUAGCAAUGAUUCCAGCAGUAAUACUGGUACUAAAAAACAAAUAUCUCUUGAUGAAAUGCCUGUCUUGACACCAAAAAAAGACUUUGAAACAUUAAUAAUAGAGAAACUAAAGGGUGAGGUAAACAAAAAAGUGUUAGAAGAUUCAAAAGAAAUGCCUGUAGUAAACAAUAGAAAGCCCUUUUUGAAAAAAGGUGAAGGUACAUCACGUUUUGGUUUGCAAAAAAAGGAUUUAGUUAUACAAAAUACAAAGUCCUUGCCAUGGCGGCAAAACUCAAGUAAUACUAAAAAUAAACAAAGUCAAUUAAAUACUGACAAACAAAGUAAUUAUGUGUCCAGGAAUGAAAAUAAUAAAGCAGUUGAAAAGCAAACAAAACUUGCAAAACCUUCACAACUAAUAAAUACUAAAUCCACAGAAACGGAAUUGAUUGUAGAAGCAAAAGAAAGAGAAUGUGAACAUGCAAUAAAAGAAAUACCACAGAAUAAACAAGUUGCAAAAGAUAAAUAUCCAUUGCCCAGCACUAAAGGUAAAACUUGGGCAUCAGUAUUAACCAAGGAACAAAAUGACUUUUUGCAUCAGCUUAAACAGAGUGAAUAUUAUAAAAAUUUUACUUCUCCAGCAAAGAGUAUAGUUUCAGAUAUCAGUUGUGAUGAGAACCUUAUGAGGCUUAAGAUGGAGAGAGAAAUAGCUGAGCAAAACAUGUUUGAACUUAUUGAGAACAAAGUCUCUAGUGAUAAUUUUAACCUGGAGAACUCUUUUUUCCAUCGUUUCUUGAGACAUAAUCAAUUUGAAUGUUCAGGCGAAAGUACACCACUAGUAAUGCAACAAUGUCUUGCUAAAAAUCCAAACUUAAUAACAAUAUUACCUAGGAACUUAGAUAGGAACAGAAAUCAUGAUUCACAUACUGAUAUAGAAACAAAUGGUGAUUGUUCAGAUUGUUGUAGUGAAAUAGGCUCAUCAGUAUCUAGUUGUUCAUGUAAAACUGUUGAGGAAACCAAUAGUACCUUACAGACUGAUAUGUUUCCUGAUAAUGAUAGCAAUGCACGAAUGAAAAGGGAAAGGUAUAAAGAGGAUAAAGGAUUACCUCAAAAGUCAACAACAAGUUCACAAGCAAAAAAAGUUGUAAAGAUCAUAGAAACAGAAAAAAAUAAAAUUGACAAUGCCAAUAGUGACAGUGAUAUGAAAGCCAACAUGGUUGAAAUGAAUGCAAAAUUAAUUGCCACAAGUGAACUUCUUAAAGAAAGACUGCGUGAAUUAGAAGAUGAAAUAGAAACAUUUAGACAAGAAAACACAAAUUUAAAAAAAAUGCGUGAGGAAAUUGAUGCAGAGCGCCACAAAUUUUAUGAAGAAAAGACAUUAUUUGAACAAAAAUUUAAUGAAGAGAAAAUAUUAUCAGAAUAUUAUUUAUCUGAAGAAAAAGAAAAGUUAACAAAGCAGAAGCAGUUAUACGAAAAGUAUGUUAGGGAGAUGAGAGGUCGCUUGAACAGAAAAGACAAAGAUGAGGUAAUUAGCUUAAAAAAAGAAAUAAAUGAUCUCAAAGAGGAAAUAAGAUUAAAAGACUCUAAAUCUACUUCAACAAUUGCUCGUCUUAGAAAUCAAAUAAAAAUUUUAGAAAAGGAAAAAAAAGAUUUUAUGGAAGAAAUAGAAAAAUUAAAAAAAGAAAAUAGACGAAUUCAACAUUCAAAUGAUAUGACAAGGAGAAUGACAAACAUUAAAUAUUUAGAAGAGAUAAAUAAAAAACUUUCACAUAUGACUGCAAAAGAAACUCAAUCAGAAUUAAAUUUUGACAGUAAUUCAAAAUAUAAAACCUUUGAAAUAGGAAGGCAAAGUAGACCUCGAAAAAUUGAGACAGUGAGUAAUAAACCAGUAAGAACUAGGGCAAAAAGUGUACCUAAUCUUAAAGUUACAUCUAGAUAUGCAAAAUAUUUUAGCCAAAGAGAUGUUGUUAGUGAUAUGGAAAAAAAUAAAGUAAUUGAUUCUCUAGGACACUUAACCCAUUCGUCUGAUAAUUAUCAAUCUGAAGAUGCGCAAUUACAUAUUGAGGAUGAAUCUCAACAUGUUACAGACUCUGAUAAUGAAGAAAAUAAUUUAGAAAAGUUAUAUAUGGAGAGGUUCCAAUCAUUAUCACCCAGGAGUGCCAAAUCAAGUUUAUCAAAUUCAAGUUGCAAUAUCAAUACAAAUGUUGUACAAGCAAAUAAUAUUCAACACAAAAAUGAUAACUUUUUUAUUACAAAAUCAUCUUCAAAUAAUGAUUCCACAUUGAGUAAGAGCAUUUCACCAGUAAAUGUUUCUUUAGAAUCAAAUUCGCAAUUAUCAAGAACAUUUGCAUCAGUAAUUAGCCAUAAAUAUAGUGGCCAAAGGUCACCAAGAAAUUCCUCUCAAGAUUUACACAUUAAUAAAUUCAAUACCAUAGAUCGGAUGCCUUCUAAUGCCUCAAAUAGUUCUAGCAAGUCUCAUAAUUUGUCAAAGUCUCCAGUUUCUAUCCUAACAAACAGAUCUUCCAGUAGUCUUAAGCCAACUACAGUUAUACAAAAAGAUUGUUUUAGAGAGACAAUAAGUUUAAGUCCAGAACCCAUGAUUAUACAUCAAACUAAUGAAGCAAUACAUCAUGAUAAGGCAUCAAGAACUAAUUUAAAUCCUACUGAAAUAAAAAAACCAGAUGGAUCUAAGGAACUGAGAUUUCCUAAUGGGAAUACUAAAUUUAUUUCUUCAGAUGGCAAUUACAGUAAAUUUGUUUAUUACAAUGGCGAUAUAAAAGAAAACUUUUACAGUGAGGGUAGAAUUAAAUAUUUCUAUGCAGAAACAAAGACCUGUCAUACUACACAUGCUGAUGGAUUAGAAGUUCUAGAGUUUCCAGAUGGGCAAGUAGAAAAACGAUACAAGGAUGGAUCAUCUGAGAUACGGCUGCCCAAUGGUAGCAUUCGCUAUUUUGAUCCCAAAAACGAACAUGUACGUGAAGAAUGGCGUUUCCCUGAUGGUACCGCCAUCACUGUCUCCGCAGCUGGCGAUCAACGCAUCGUGUUCUCUAAUGGACAGGUGGAGGUGCAUACCACAGAUCAUAAGCGUCGAGAAUUUCCUGAUGGCACAGUGAAGCUGGUCUACAAUGAUGGCACUUCCGAGACGCGAUAUGCCUCGGGUCGAGUCCGCAUAAAAGACAAACAUGGAAAUCUUAUUAUGGAUUCUGUAUCAAGAUGACGACAACCCGACACCGCUUAUUGAGCGCGUGUGAAUUAAACUGUGAUAUUUGAAUUAACAAUAACUUAAAAAAUAUUUUUGAUAGAACUUAAAAAAUAUUUUUGUAAAACUUUUAGGUGAAAUUUGUUAUAUUUUGAUUAUGAGUCCACACCACGAUUUACAUCAAAAGCUCUUUUUAAUUGAACAUGUGUGUUUGGCUGUGGCAUCAUCUUUGUCAUUUUCUAUAUUUAUUGUUAUGAAUAACUAUUUAACGAAUUUCUAUUGUUGCAAACUUGUCUUUAAUGAGUUGAACUAAUUUAAGGAUUUGUAAUUUUUAUUCAACUAUUUCAUAAGCAAAGUUGGGUUAUUCCCUGUACUCCGAUUGGUGGAGAAGCGGGACUUUUCCCCAAUGCUCAAAUUGAAUGAGUCUUGUUUUUAUUUCUUACCUAACCAAAAGUAGUCCAGGCCAUUAUUUGAAGUUGAGUUUAUCGAUUUGUACAGUCAACCAACUACACGUCAGAGUAUAUAAAACUCCAAUUUUUCAAAUAUCAUAUUUUAAAACGUUAAAAAACUGGGAGUAUAGGUGAAAAUCCAUUGCAGAAAUUUGAUAUAUUGUGAUAACCUGACGUACAGCGGUGUGCACUAAAAUAAAUAAAUGUAAUAAUUAAAGUACUUAUUUUUUUUUAAUAGAACUGACUUCAAACUUUAAAAUAUGGGAAAUUAUAUUAAUUUUGAAAGCGGUUUAAUUA